This is a messenger RNA of Schistosoma intercalatum, 3339 nucleotides long. NCBI's taxonomy places the organism in Eukaryota, Metazoa, Platyhelminthes, Trematoda, Strigeidida, Schistosomatidae. The record is from the annotation of a GenBank genome assembly.
GAGAUAUCAAGGCUACAGCGCCAACUUCAGUGCCUAAUGCUGACGUAUGAUCGGCUCACACGGAAUUUUGUAAAAAACGUGGUAAUUGAGCAGCUAUAACAAAUAAAACUGCAAGACUAUCAUUUGCGGACAAAUCAGUCAGGUAUAAGAUCAUACAUCUCGGGGUUUAACGCGAUAGCCUUUCAUGCACUUAGUUAAAUAAAUUUCUGGCCUUAUAGCUCGGGCUCCCAACUUUGGGCAAACUCUCGAAGUCAAAUGACCUUGACCAAGGUUAAAGAGGAAUUUCCCCAAAAUGUGCCAAGUUUUCCCCGAAAUUGUGAGCUCGGGAUCUGAUGUCAGUUUGUGAUGAAAACCCCAUAUAUAGAUUAGGGUCUCGCCGUAAUCACGAAAAUUCUAGCCUGAAACAUACCACGGAGGGAGAGAUUUUCUACAUAGUCGUAAGAUGGUUGCUUAGUUGUAACAGCCUCUGUGCACUGAUUCCCUAAUCUGCCUAUUUAGAUUCGAUUGGAAAGGCGAAUUGCGAAUCGGUAGCUCCAUACAAACGUACGAUUUUUUCAUCCUGUCCUCAGUGAAAAGAGUUAGUAUUCCAGUUGAUAUGUCAACCCGUGGCGUGUCUUCUAGUGGCGAUCCAAUAUCCCUUGUAUGUGUGUUUCCCCUCACUAAUUCGCUAGCUGGAUUUCAUUUACAUAUUCGGACACAAAAAUGAAUUUUUGUACAAAAUUAUCUGUUUACAACUAGUAGGUAUCCUAAAAUUGUUGAUUGGUCGUGUGAGCUGUUGGUGUGCUCACUAUUGCGAUCAUUUUCAACAACAAUGAAGUAAUGAAUGUGUGUUUAAUUACUCCUAACCCACCUAAUGUUAUCAGUCAGUUUGUUUUAACUACCAAGAAACUGGAAGAUAAACCUCGGACUUCAGUUUACUCACAAAUUAUCUGGCAUCACAAGUCAUAUAACUUGUGUGUUAGAUUUUGCUAGUAAUACGUUCAUCAUUUCAUGUUUCCACACUCUGCUACUACUUUCAAUGGGAUAGCAUUCUUCAACUUCACGAAGCACGUUUUCCCUACGAAUAUUAAGGUAGUAACAACUAUUUGAAUAUUAAAAUUUACUCAUUCUGUGCAAGGGUAAAUAAACUGUUCCUGACUCGUCACAUUUUCCUAUCUUAUUAUGCGGUGUGUAACAACUAGUUCCCGUAAGCUGAAAAGCCAUCAUGUAAAGCGAACAAGGAAUUAUAAACUUAGAAAAUGUAACUUAUACUAUUAGAACUAAGUCCUAUGCUCUUGUGAGAUAGUAUUUCAAAUUUACUCAUCUAUUAUUCUGUUAUCAAAUUUACGUUUUUAAUGUACCUAGAAGAAAUUGCUUUUGAAGGACAGCAAUUACGUACACGUGCUUAAGUAGGUUUUUAGUGGUUGGUCGUUGAAAAUUAAUAUUUCGAAUAAGAUACUGAAAUGUUCGAAGACUUGGGAUUGUUGUGGUUUUAUAAUAUACAACGAACUAAGGUAUAUGGUCUACAAACAACUAAAAUUGACUUUUAUGCCUAAUGUGAUCAUUUAUGCUACGCAAAACUUGUUUUAUUGUUGGUAAGUUAACGUUUACUGGUGACUCUGAUCCAAAAUAUCUUCCAAAAAGUUCCCAGUAUUUAUUGUAGUAUUUCAUUUAUCUUGAGAUAUCUGUAAUUAAGUAACGGCGUUUUACUGCUCAUUAGAUAUUAACCGAUCGACUUGGUUUUCUCUAUCCAAUUUUAUAGUACAACGGAUCGUAACAGUCAUGGUAAAUGCGAAUGUCGAUAACUUGGUUAAAACUUGUCUACCUAUGUUCAUUGGAAUAGCCUUACGCUCGUCUACCAGUUUACACUCAUAUUCCGGCGAAAAUAAACCACCCAUGUAUGGUGACUAUGAAGCUCAACGUCAUUGGAUGGAAAUCACCGUUAAUUUACCAUUCGCAGAAUGGUAUAUCAACUCAACACAUAAUGAUUUGAAUUAUUGGGGGUUAGAUUAUCCACCUGUUACGGCAUAUCAUAGUUGGCUGAUGGGUAAACUAGCUAAUAAAAUUGACCGUGAUUGGGUUCAGUUGUACACAUCGAGGGGUUUCGAAUCUAAAGAGCACAAAUUGUUUAUGCGCUAUACUGUACUGGUAGCUGACUUAUUGUUUUUUAUACCUUCUGUAUUACUGUAUUUUUAUUAUGUUCUACCUAGCAUUAUGAAUAAUAGGUCACAAAUUAGUGGAUUUUAUUCAGCAUGCCUAACAUUAACUUAUCCUGGUCUUAUAUUGAUUGACCAUGGACACUUCCAAUAUAAUUGUAUCAGUCUUGGUUUGUAUUUGAGCGGAAUUAAUUUCCUCCUCCUAGAGUGGGAUAUGCUCGGUUCUAUAUUAUUUUGUUUAGCCAUAGGUUAUAAACAAAUGGAACUAUAUCAUGCGUUGCCAAUUUUUUUCUUUUUAUUAAGCAACUGUAUUUACAAAAAAUCAGUGCGCAGUGGAAUAACACAUCUAGCUAGACUGAGCUGUGUCGUUUUCUUGACAGUAUUUUUGAUAUUUGCACCGUUUUUACUAACAACCGAUUUGAAUCUUUCAUUGCAAGUCGUCCGACGUUUAUUUCCGUUUGAUCGCGGUAUUUACGAAGAUAAAGUAUCUAAUUUUUGGUGUGCUACAUCACCGCUAGUAAAGUGGCGUUCACCACUUUCUACGUCAUCCUUAACAUUAUCGUCUACUAAACUGGUGUGGGUUAGUGUCCUGCUCGUACUGACUACAUGCGUUCCAUCUUGUAUAGUUUUAUUAAAGAAGUCUAAAAACCAAAAAUUCCUGAUUUCUCUCGCACUAUGUGCGUUAAAUUUCUACCUAUUUUCCUUCCAAGUUCAUGAAAAAUCAAUUUUGUUAGUAUCUAUCCCUGCUUUGUGUUUGCUACCUUUUUAUCCCAUAUCGUCAUUUUUGUUCUCUUUAUGCUCUACUCUUAGUAUGUGGCCAUUAUUUAAAAAGGACGGUUUACAAUUGGCCAGUUUAUGUUUAACAUGUAUACAUACCAUUCUAGGCUGUUUCAUAAUACUAAAAAGUAACAAUAGUGAUAAACAUGUUGCUGAGAAAAAGAAAUUACAAAAUAGUGCUACGCGUAAUAAUAUCAUCUCUAUAUUUAUCAUUCUUUUUAUUCUUAUUGGCUAUAGUAUCUUGAUUAUCGGUGACUUACUGAUUACACCUCCUGUAGCAUAUCCCGAUUUAUUUCCUUUGUUACUUUCUAUGUACUCCUUCACUCUGUUUUUCUUAUUUAUGCUCUAUUGGCAGUUAGAAGUUAUUUUUAUGUAAAACUUUGUGUUUAGUUAUGUUUCUAAGAAGAAUAUAUGUUCAUGAGGUUCG